Messenger RNA from Aspergillus glaucus CBS 516.65, 1074 nucleotides. Its product is annotated as HpcH/HpaI aldolase family protein. Bases 202 to 1011 code for a protein of 269 amino acids. NCBI's taxonomy places the organism in Eukaryota, Fungi, Ascomycota, Eurotiomycetes, Eurotiales, Aspergillaceae. Gene Ontology annotation, cellular component: cytoplasm. The record is from RefSeq and is a predicted model, not a curated record. The transcript has a single exon. Gene Ontology annotation, molecular function: aldehyde-lyase activity.
AAUGGGUGAAAUUUGAGGAGCUCCUCCCAGCUGCAUCUCACCCCGCUUCAGAUGCCGCGAUGGGAGUUGAGAUGUCUUGUUUUCAAGAUAGAAAAGGCAACUGUUAGCCCAAUGUAGAACAGAAUAAACCACUCUCUGCUACUUAAAUUGCAACCUGAAUUACUCCCUGAGUCCCCUCACGCCCCGACAACCACCUUCAUCAUGACAAUCACCCACUAUCCCACCCCCCUCACAACCCAGAUCGAGAACCCUCGACUGAGGCUCCUCAACAAGCUCAAAACUGGCGACUUCCCACUGUUAACAUUCAUGGCCAUCCCCUCCGUCCGCAUGGCCCAAAUCGUCGCACUGACAGGCCUCGACGGCAUCAUAAUCGACUGCGAGCACGGCCACAUCGGAGAUGAUGCGAUGCAUAAUUCCGUCGCCGCCAUCUCAUCCCUCGGAGUAUCGCCCAUAAUCCGCAUCCGCGGCCCCGCCCACGACAUCAUCAAGCGUGCACUUGACACCGGCGCGCAUGGCAUCAUGGUCCCGCAGAUCAACAACGCCGAGGAAGCGCGGCAGAUUGUUGCUUCGUCCAAGUUUCCGCCACAGGGUGUGCGUGGGCAGGGUUCUGCUUUUCCAGCUAUUGGUCAUGGUCUCACAACGCCUGAGUAUAUGCGGUCUGCGAAUGAGACGAUUGUUACCAUGAUUCAGAUUGAGACUCGUGCGGGUGUGGAGAAUGUCGAGGAUAUUUGUGCUGUGCCGGGUGUGGACCUCGUGUUUAUCGGUCCUAAUGAUUUGGCGCAGUCUUUGUUGGGAUACACGCCUGCGCGCGGAGACGAGCUUGAGUUUGUCGAUGCUGUGGACAAGAUUAUUACUGCGGCACGGAAGCACGGCAAGUGGGCGGGUCGUAUGGUCAAUAAUGGCGGUAUGGCGAAGGAGGCUAGGAAGAGAUAUGAUAUGGUCGCCAUUACGGGCGACACAAAGGCAAUCCAAAAUUGGUAUAUGGCCGAGUUUGAUAUCGCGCGGUCAUGAGAAGGAAGUGUAAUUAUCAUGUAAUUUUGAGAUAGAAUAAGAUGCUCAUAAAAUUGAUGUUCA